UAUGUAUAUAUACAUAUAUAUAUAUAUAGAGAAUGAUAUACAUAAUGAAUAGAGUCUAUGCGUAUUAUUAAAAGAAAGAAAGAACCUAAUGCCAAGCUUAGAUUCUCUGCCUCCUUUUUAUUCUUAUCUUUUAUGCCGUCAAUUCAAACCACGCUUAUGAUCUCUUCUUUUCUUUUUUUAGUUCUAGUAUGGGUAAUUCUUUAUCAAACAAGUUGAAUAAAUACAACUUGGAUAGCACUCAUCAACAAGAUGUACCCGUACGUCCCAAAGAAGUACUUGUAAAAGAAGAAAUAGUUAGAAAAGAAGAGGCAAUUGGAAAAGAAGAAACAUUUAGAAAAGGAGCCAUUGGAAAAGAAGAAUAUUUAGUCAAGACAAUUGAAUGGAAAGAUAAGCCAGUCCAGAUUAUUACACAGAAUGAGAAUGGUCCCUGUCCUCUUGUGGCUAUAUGUAAUGUGUUGUUCUUACGUGGUGAUAUCGAGAUUAGACCACCCGAUAGAGAGUCUGUCACUUUUGAGUAUUUAGUCGAUCGAUUAGGUGAUUAUCUAUUAAACCAUGUACCUUUAGAAGACACCACUAAGAAACCCAAGGCACCUUUGGAAAGACAGACAACUUCUGAAUGUGUCUUGACCUAUCGUCAUCAUCUAGAUACAGCCCUUCAGAUUCUCCCCCAUCUACAGCGUGGAUUAGAUGUGAAUGUCUGGUUUGAUGAUAUUCGUGGAUUUGAACCCACAGCUGAAUCAGCCAUGUUUGAUCUGUUCCAAGUUGAUUUGGUGCAUGGUUGGGUUGUGGAUCCACAAGAUACAGAAACAUACCGUGUCUUGAGCAAGAGUCGAUCCUACAACCAAACAGUAGAAAAGAUAGUCCAGGCUAAUGAAAUGACCAACGCUAGCUCAGAAGAAGAACAAAAGAUGCAUGAAGGAUUUAUUGCGUCUGAAUUCUUAAAAGAGACAGCUACUCAAUUGACUUAUUAUGGACUCUCUCUUUUGUUGGAUGCAAUACCUUAUGAUAGUCUAUGUGUCUUGUUUCGAAAUAACCAUUUUUCUACUCUUUAUAGACAUCCAACAUCGGGAUUGUAUAUGUUGGUGACAGAUGCAGGACUUGUGUCUGAAGGAUCUGUAGUCUGGGAAAGCUUGAAUGAUAUUGAUCAAGGUUCUUCUGCUUUCUUUAACAGUCAAUUUAUACCCUCUGGUUUAGAGUAAGUGAGAUAUAGAACAAGGUACAGUCAUGUUAAUCUAAACAGUCGAUUUCUAUAACCUCAUUUUAAUAUGGUGAAAGAGGUUCUUUAUUUAAGCAUAAAAUAAGUAUCUUUGGUAACAUGUAGUAUAAUAUAAUGAUGAUUCCAAAUGAUAAACUUCUUCUUCUUCUUGUUCUAAAUUGGUACUACUGUUUAUUUAGAUUUAUUAAAAUAUCCUUUUGAUGUACGUGUAGUACUUUGACUCAAGGUGUGCUACCUCUACUUUAAUGCAAGUGCUAAACAUCCUGUCUGUGAUGGCAAUACCAGAACAAGCUAGUAUUAAAAUUGGAUCUAUUGCUAAAUAAAGAAAUAUUUAUAAAGUGAUAAAUUAGAUUGGCAGACAUACAUCUAUUGUUUCGAGCAUCUAGAGCACCCUUGU
This is a messenger RNA of Gilbertella persicaria, 1613 nucleotides long. RefSeq lists its product as uncharacterized. Gene Ontology annotation, biological process: protein K48-linked deubiquitination. Gene Ontology annotation, molecular function: cysteine-type deubiquitinase activity; cysteine-type carboxypeptidase activity; K48-linked deubiquitinase activity. Lineage: Eukaryota; Fungi; Mucoromycota; Mucoromycetes; Mucorales; Choanephoraceae. Gene Ontology annotation, cellular component: cell periphery; cytosol. The record is from RefSeq and is a predicted model, not a curated record. Bases 189 to 1199 code for a protein of 336 amino acids. The transcript has 4 exons.